AUGGAGCCAAUCUACUCGCGCGAUGAGUGCAUCGCCGCCAUCUGCGACUUCUAUGACUUCUUGGGAAAGAUGUUCAUGGAUGUACCCGCGUCCAUCAUCUACCCACCUCCCGGCGGUUGGCCCAAUAUGACUCCCGAAGUCGCGGAUCGUCUAGGCAAGGAUCCAGAAGUCAUCAAUCUGCUACGCCAUCUGCCAUUUCCUGAUGACCAGCCUUACACAGCACGGCCGCACUGUUUGCCAGGCACCCGGUUCCACGCCUGGACGAAGGCAGUGGACGAGCUGAAGGAGCAGGAGGACGCAGAGAGAGAAGAUCUACUAAUCGAGACGGAGAGCCAUGAAGACCAGUUCGGCGGCAUAAUUCCCAAAUACUGCGUCGGUCUUACGUACGCUCUCAACAUCAGCGAAUAUGUGAUGCUGUUGGACGUCAGAACUGGGCUGGUAUAUUGGAUGGACUGCCCGGAGGAGAUUAUCAAGGCGUGCGAUCCUCAGCCAUCACGUCUGAUGUAUCCUUUGGAGGGGGAAGUAAAGGAGGAACAAGACAGAAGCGUCGUUGUUGUACAGGAGGAAGAGGAUGAUGUCGAAGCUUCAGACGACACCAGCGAGAACGAAACGCCUCCGACAUCCGACGACGGUAGUAACGACGAGAACGAUGGGCCUGUUGAUUUCGAGGACGACGAUGACGAUGAUGAUGAUGAUGACGAUGACUCGAUGGACGUGGAGUGGGGACCCUGCUGGCCGGUCCGCCACUUCUUCGCCAUGUUGAAGAACCACUAUAUCAAGCUGAACUUCAUCCCACAUAGCAGUAAUCGCGUCGUUCAAAUCUGGACAAAGCGAUACACUGACCGCGACCGAAUUCCUGAAGGGUUUGCAGAGUUUUUACAGUCCAUAUAUCACAAACAUGGAUGGCCUAAUCUGGAAGUCUAUCAGAAAGAAGCAUGCAUGGCAGAGCUCAAGAAAGCAACAGGAACAGAAGGUACCAAAUAUUACUACCUGGAACAGUACUUCCAAAAUCGCGAAUACUAG
This is a messenger RNA of Alternaria conjuncta, 1023 nucleotides long. RefSeq lists its product as uncharacterized. Bases 1 to 1023 code for a protein of 340 amino acids. The transcript has a single exon. The record is from RefSeq and is a predicted model, not a curated record. NCBI's taxonomy places the organism in Eukaryota, Fungi, Ascomycota, Dothideomycetes, Pleosporales, Pleosporaceae.